AUGCCUUCAUUACGCGAAAUCGUCGAAAUCGCCUUAUGGAUGGCAAUCGCGGCAACAUUAGGGAUUUUCCGCGGCCUCAUCUGGACGGGCGUUUGCACACUCUGGCAUCCUAUCUGGACGACUCUACCCGCUGUUCUUCAUGUUCUGUGGAUGGAUCCGCUCUUCCAAACCGGCAACACGUAUCUCGACAAUCUUCUCGCUCUCGGAGUGCACGGCGUGACUUUGGUCGCCUUGCUUGACAUCUUCAGCAGGUUCAUGGAGGAUGCGAAGUUGGCUGCAGAGGAAGAGAAGAGGCAUCCUCGGACAUCGCGCAAGUUGAAGCUUGAGUUUUUUGAGUUGUUGGGCGAAAAGGAGAGAGGAGAGGAGUGGGUCACUGAAUCCACAGUGAGGAAGUACUUGCCUGGAUUUUUGAAGCGCCUGGUUGAUCAAGGCCUGCAUCCGCAUUUCUACGCCAAGUUCCCUCGUACACUCUCACAAGUCUUUCCUCACGCACCGGACGAUUCGAGCCGGACUGCAAGUGUAUGGGGAUACUUCAAGUUGUUAGCUGAGAAUUCGAGGAGCUUGUGGUGGACACGGCAGUGGUUCAUGCGUUGGAUGGCGUGGAGCAUAUACGUGCGAAUCCAGUGCACCGAUCGCAAUAUCGAUCGCUGGAUAGCCUUCGAGUUCACGUGGCUUGGAUAUACGACAAGUCUCGCGGGUGCGCAGUGCUUGUUCUUCGCGUUGCUGCUGUCGCAUCCGAGACGAGCCAAAAAGUCCAUCGCGUACUUGAAGUCUAUCCCCGUGGUGCUCUCUACCCUUCCAGAAGGCAUAUUGGUUAUCAUCGUGCCUCUCGCGCUGGUCUGGGACGAGAAAAGCAGGAAGCGGUGGCCUCCCGGCACAUACGUCGUCUUCACAGCAGUGCAGACGCUUUUGACCGCCAUACCUCUGGUCGUAGUUGUGUCGAAGGCGGUCAUUGCAAAAAGGUCGGCGAGACUGAAGAUGAAGCAGUUCUGGUAUGCUCUAUCUGUCUUCUCCAUGAUCCUUCACGCCACGAGUACCUACUUCGCCUUUGCGGAGGUGAACGAGGACAGUUGGCUGGGGCGUUUCAAUGGAUGGCCGAGACAGCUUAAUUGGUUCGUACCAUGGCGAAACGAAUCGGAUGCGGGCGUCCAGGAGGACAAGUACGUGGGCGCCUCAGUCUUCGAGAUUCUAGGAGAGCAUCCGUGGAUCAAUGCUUUGGGAUGGGACGUGCUACUGUCGGCUGCCGUCCUAUGCUCUUGGUCGGCCUUCAGUUCAACAGAGGCCCGAGACAUGAUUCGAUGUAGUGUCUUCCCGGAAUUGGAAGGUGGAGAGGACCUGGAGGUGGAAGCCAGAUCCCAUAAGGCUCGAUCAACUCGAAGCACCAUUCGACAAUCCUCACGGACGAGCAAACACGCCAAGAUCCGUCAAGACGCGCAAGAGACUGGGCGGAGCGCUAGUAGAGGACGGUAUUCACGUGCAGAUCACGCAGCGGGUGCUUCAGGUCAAGGCCAAUGGCAAGACGGUUUCUCAAAGCUCAGGCCGUGGACGUCCCUCCUGUCAACGAAUGAAGCAAUAAGGAGACCUGAUGCUGGUCGAGCUGAAGAGGAUCAAAGCUUGUGGCCACAGCAGCAGGAACAAGCGGGCGAGGCGGAAGCUGCCGGUUUGGCGUGGUGUCUGUGGGUGCUGGGUGGAUUGGGUAUGGCGACUGCGGCGGUACUUGGUGCAAACCAGCAAGAGAUAUGA
Molecule: messenger RNA, 1743 nt
Organism: Zasmidium cellare ATCC 36951
Lineage: Eukaryota; Fungi; Ascomycota; Dothideomycetes; Mycosphaerellales; Mycosphaerellaceae
Exons: 4
Coding region: 1-1743 (580 amino acids)
Source: RefSeq, a predicted model, not a curated record